UCUUUCCGUGCCCCACCAAACCCCCAAGUCUUCUCCCGGCCAAACAACGACAGCCAUUGCGCUGUUGCAGCGUCGAAUCAGUUCGCGAUACGAGAUAGAUUCCCCAGAAGGCUGAAACCUCAGGCGUCGAAGUGGGGUAAUGGACGAUGGCCGACCGACGACCACUCAUCAGCAGGUCCUCAGACGUCUCUAUCCCGCCGAACACGACUGCCAGCGCGCGCACAUUGCCGCCGCUCGACUUUACUUCGCACUCGCUGCCGCUAGGCUUCACUCCAACUUCACAGGCUCGUACACCGACGAGCCCGCCCAAGUCGCGCCCCGGUUACACGAGGCUGCACAGCGAUCCCUCGGGGCUUGAGCGGAGUCCGUCGCACACGCUGCACGAGGAGAAUGGAGAGGAUGGUGAGGAUGGCGAGGACAGUAUCGAGCACACGUUUAAGCCUAGGGCGAGGGCACGUGUGAGUGGUCUUGGCAUCGCGACUUCUGCUCCCGCUGGUGCUUCCGCGCAAGGCAGGAGGGUCUCGAUACAGACCAUCCCCAGGGUCCCCGUUGGCGCGAAGAGUCCCAUACAAAGCCCGAGCAUCAGCAGCAUCGGCAGCAUCGGCAGCCCCCCAAACACAGGUGACCCGCUGUUUGGAGGCUUUCCCAAGGAUUCUGCAGGCAGCACGCCAGACCUGAGACGGGAAAGGUUCAGUCCACAGGACGGCGGCGAUUAUCAGCAAUACCUGCAUUCUCCAGACACGGAAAGGCUACGCAAGGGAGCUCCCUCCUUAAGGUCCGCCUAUGAGAAUGACUUCCACCCUACGGUCGAAUGUCCGACCGCGAAGGACUUCUACCAGUCUCGUUUCUCCUGGCUCUCAGUCACCGUCAUCAUCCUUUGCCUCUUCUCUACCAUCUUCUCUGCAAUUUUCCUUGGCUUGGCGUGGAAGGGGCCGCGCUAUGGCCGCAGAAUCACAACUCAUGGCUCUCUAACCCCAGCAGCUGCCAUCGUGCUGACCUCGGUGAUGGCGAAGCUCAUCGAACUCUCGUUUGUCACGUCGUUUGUGGCAUUUCUCGGUCAAGUGCUGAGCAGGAGGGCUUUUAUGAAAGAGCAGGGCAGGGGCGUCACUCUUUCUGAGCUUUCCAUGUGGCGAUGGGUCGUGCAACCUGGAACUCUCAUCACGCAUUGGGAAACGGCGAGAUAUUCUGGGUUCACUGUCUUGGGUAUCCUCAGCCUUCUUAGUGCAGCCUUAGCUACUUUGUACGCACCAGCUGCAAGUGCUCUCGUCCAACCCCAACUUAAAGCCGGAAAGUGGGAAAACAUGGUUCUAGCAAGCAAAGUCAGGUCCUCGUUUGCAAACACGAACUAUGUCAAACGAAUAUGCGAAACGCCCAUUCGCACUGACAGUGAAUACGGGGGUAGCACAUGUUUGCAAAUCGAACAUGCCGCACAGGGCUAUCAUAACUACCAGCGUUAUCUAGCCUAUUGGAACACCGCUUCGAACAAUGGUAACGGUACUUCGGACCAGACCAAGCGGCCACCGGGCUUCGCUCUGAUGCACGAGAAUACGACGGUCAUACCUCAAUGGAUCAAUGUCAUUGACACGAAAGAGGUCUCAAAACAUUAUAAGCGCGCCGUCAACAACGUUUCUCUCGCUUUCCCCCACUCCGGCCUCUUCCAGGCCGCUCGCGAUGCGAGAAAUGACAUCCUACAGCCAGAUGACCUCAAUUCCGAAGGAGCCUACUCGCUGCGUGGAUCUGUACCAUCGCCUGUUAUGCAUGUUCUUUGCACCAAUUUGGAUCGAGACGAAUUAAAGCCGAUUGUUUACGAUGAAUGGAACGACGAGCUUGUAAAUAUUACAACAUGGACAACCCUCCAGGCCAAUGCGACAACGAAGAACGCAACAAUAGUGGAUGACUUGUUCGGGUGGACUAAGAAAGACAAAAAUGGGAUAGACUACCCUCCCGUGUUUGCCAGGCUCCCUGGGCCGUUCAAUACCAUUAUGAAUCACACUACCCCGGGUAGAUACGGACGAGACUCGAUAUACCUGCUAGGACAAGGCGGCAAAGACUCAGGAGCCAACCUAACUGGACAAUUUGUUCUAUGCCAAAUCAAAGUCUCAAUAUCGCCAUAUUGCAGCUCUACUUACAACGCCUCUGGAUCUGGCGGGUCACUGGAAGCAAAUUGUGAAGACGAGAAUGAUGGGCUUAUGUACAUCAAAAGUCUCACUAAUGCCACGGAGGUCCGACAUGUGCCGGAUUGGAGAGACAUCGGUUUCGAUUGGGCUAACAGCAUGUCUCUAAACACAGGAAUUAUGGAUGGGGAUGCCAGCAAUUCGCGACUCUUAACGCAGCUCAUCUUACAGAAGAAAGAAGAUAGCAAAGGAGAUGAUGCGGAUUUUGAUCUGAACCCCACGCUUCCGAGUCCUGCGGAAGCAUUAGCGGUCAUGUCAGGCUGUACGCUAUUGAUGAGCGCACAGGACACGCCUUUCGUAGAAUUCUGGAACUACACCGUAACAAUCCUCGAGGAACCCGCAACUCAAUACUUCAACGCCUCAAUCAAAGCCCAGCAAUACGCCUCUGGUGGUGUCGAUAGUGGCUCCAAAGGCUUCCUUCUCGUCCUCCUCCUCGUCUUCCUCAUGAACAUCUUCGUCCUCGUCUAUUUCUUGCUCCACCGCGGUCUCGUCACUGAUUUCUCUGAACCACCGAAUCUUUUCGCACUCGCUGUUAACUCCCCACCAUCUCACCUACUAGCUGGUAGUUGUGGAGGAGGGCCGGAAGGGAAACAGUAUGUCGUGAAUUGGUUCGUUAACAAAGAAAGGGAUCAUUUGUACAUGGAACCUGGUCAACACGCCGUUGCACACAGGCAUCCUCAUGGUGUCACACGCACUCAACCUACGGCUAAGCCCGGCGGCGCGAGUUCUAUUAUGAGUGCCAUAUCUUCCAGAGUUGAUAAAUUGCGCGAUCGGGGUCUGAACCUCCGGGGAAAGAAAAGCCAAGCAUUGCUAAGGCCAGCUAGCGUAGUCGAAGGGGAAUUUGAGCUCGAAGAUGGAGAGAGGAGCUCAAGGACGGCGAGACAGUAUGCUAAGCUAGCAAAAAGGAGGAGUAUGCUCUGAAGCUUGCG
This is a messenger RNA of Lindgomyces ingoldianus, 3103 nucleotides long. RefSeq lists its product as uncharacterized. Lineage: Eukaryota; Fungi; Ascomycota; Dothideomycetes; Pleosporales; Lindgomycetaceae. The transcript is spliced from 3 exons. The record is from RefSeq and is a predicted model, not a curated record. Bases 147 to 3095 code for a protein of 982 amino acids.